Molecule: messenger RNA, 6698 nt
Organism: Procambarus clarkii (red swamp crayfish)
Lineage: Eukaryota; Metazoa; Arthropoda; Malacostraca; Decapoda; Cambaridae
Product: cyclin-C
Biological process (GO): positive regulation of transcription by RNA polymerase II
Cellular component (GO): mediator complex; nucleus
Molecular function (GO): cyclin-dependent protein serine/threonine kinase regulator activity
Source: RefSeq, a predicted model, not a curated record
GCUUCAGUAAAUACUGUUGUAACCGACCCAAAACAACAGUCUUCAGUCUGCCGUUGGCCGUAGUUUUCGCUAGUAAUUUUCUAUCAAAACAUACAUCAUGGCUGGUAAUUUCUGGCAAAGUGCUCACUAUCAACAGUGGCUCUUGGAUAGUCAAGACCUAAUACAAGAGCGUCGGGCAGACUUGGAGGUACUUACUGAGGAGGAGUAUCAUAAAGUUAUGAUUUUCUUUGCCAAUUUUAUUCAACAGCUUGGCGAGACCCUGAAAUUGAGACAGCAAGUUAUCGCCACAGCAACAACUUUCCUUAAGCGGUUCUAUGCAAGAAAUUCUCUCAAGUGCAUUGAUCCUCUUCUUCUAGCCCCCACCAGUGUCUUCCUUUCAUCCAAGGUGGAAGAAUUUGGAGUCAUUUCUAAUAGCAGAUUAAUAUCCACCUGUCAGACUGUAGUGAAGAACAAGUUUUCUUAUGCAUACAACUCGGAGUUCCCUUACCGGACUAACAACAUACUAGAAUGUGAAUUUUACUUACUAGAGAGUAUGGACUGCUGCCUCAUAGUUUACCAGCCCUACAGACCCUUAGUACAAUAUAUGCAAGAUCUUGGUGGGGAGGGCGAAGUGUUGCAGCUGGCAUGGCGGAUUGUCAAUGACUCCUUACGCACUGAUGUUUGCCUACUUUUUCCACCUUAUGAAAUUGCUCUCUCCUGCAUUCACAUGGCAUGUGUGGUUCAUCAAAAAGACUGCAAACAGUGGUUUGCAGAAUUAAACACGGACUUGGAUCGCAUCAUGGAGAUCACCCGCUACAUAUUGAAUCUCUACGAUCUUUGGAAGUCAUACGAUGAGCGGAAAGAAAUCCAAGGAUUGCUGCAGAAGAUGCCUAAACCCAAUACCCAGUCAGUUCCUCGGUGAUUAGAGCCAAAUAUAUAUGAAGUCUGAUGAAGGUGACAGUAGAGCCUGGUCAUUCAAGUGAAGACUUCAUAUCAGAUAAGAGGAGGAUUAAACUUUAAAAGUUUUCCUUUAAAACAAAUUUUUAGUAUCGUAUUAUCUAUUGCUAUUGUUUCUCUGGUCUUCAUUGCAAAUUUAUUCAUUUUGUUUUCUAUUUCUAAUGACUAUUAGUAAAUGCUAGUAGAGUAUUUUUUUAAUUGCAAAUGAGGAAUAUUCAUUGCACUCACCACUACUUUUAACUACAUAUUGGCACUGUACAAUACAUAUUGGGACUGUACGCACAUAGAUCAUGAACAUGAUCUAUGUACGAUUUAGGUUUCCACCUGUCCUCAUCGCACAGCUCCUUUAAUUAUGGGAGAUCCUGUUGGCAAACCUUCUGACUUUAACAUCCUUUGUGCUGUUAUUUCAUUUGCUUACCUUGCACAUUGCUACCAAGGUUGUCUUGUUUAUGUGCACUUCAGCAAUGGAUUUAUUGGUAUAAAAGAGCACGUGUUUUCUGUGGGGGUGCCUUGUCGGCUCUCUGGAGCUAUUGGACUGAUAUUAGCUAAUAUUAGUACGAGGCUUCAGUCAUGUGGCGUUGUCAUGCCUACCUUGGACCACUAACCAGAAUAUUACUAAUAUUAGCUAAUACCAGUCCAAUAGCUCCAUGGAGCUGACAGGGCUAUACCCAGAAAAUAGUAUUUCAUGACAUUCAACGCUGGUUUUUUCCUUUAUGGCUUGAAGCUGUUAGGAAGAAGUUUCAGUAAGUUCUUGUUAUGCAAUUCCUGCUUUUUUGUCCUAUAGUUUGCAUUAGCUUUUCCGUACAUUGAGGUGAUAUCUGCAAAUGUUGAUAAAAUGGAUUCUAUUUCUCUAGGUAGAUCAUAUACAUAUAACAAGAACUGCAUGGAUCUGAAGAAUGACAUCAGUAUACCCUUACCUAGAGGAAUACCCACUCAGAUAAUCCAGCCUGCCUUUUUAUUAUAUAAGUUAUAAGAUAUUUGCCUAUGGGGCACCAUAUCACAGAACCUUGUGGCAAUGUAGACAUAUACAGUUCACUCGCACAAUUAUUUCUAGCUUGAUCUUCAUCUUCCUAUCGUUAAAAUCUCUUGGGUUAGACAGGCUGUGCCUUCUCACUCCAUGUUGGUAGUUCCAUGACAAAGCCCAUGGUUUCCAAGUGGUCUCUUGUUGAAUUUCUUAGUAUCUUCUCCAUUACAUAGUCAAAAACUUUGUGCUCCCUAAAACAUAGGCACUACUUAACUACAAGGUCUAUCUCAUUAUUUUUAACCCUUGUGCAGUGGCUAUGGAAAAAUAAUCAUGCCUGCCUAUGCACACAAAAAUCUAAUUAUAGAAUUAUUAAUUUAUAUGCAAAAUUUAAGAAAAACACAAAAAAUAAGUGAAUAUUUAUGAUUUUAUUGGGUGGAAAUGCUCUGGAAGGUCGCGUGGUGGCUGUCAACACCUCGUGCUCGACUUUGCUGACACUUCCUGUGUUAUUCUUCCAUGUUUCACCACUUGUUUUUCUUUAUUUACAAGUGUGUGUGUGUGUGUUGAAUAACUUGAUAAAUCACAUCAUUUACUAACAUAUGAUAAUGUUUUAAAUAAUGAUUGGUUUACCUGGUAUACUCCAUUACAACCAAUAUAGAGUAGUACUAGAAAAGGAUAUGAACAUAAUACACAAUGGUGUUGGGCUCUGGGUGAUGUCAUAGGGCCUAAUUGGCAUUAUAUGGGAGAGAGAGUAGAUUGAAACAAAGGUGUAAGCCACCAAUGUGCACCCACAGAUGAUAAUCGUCAUAUGAUGAUAACCGCAUUCACUUAGUAAGUAACUAAUGAGAGCAAGAUUUUUCAAGGGUCAAGGUAACCUUCAUUACCUAUUAGACCUAUUAUACCCUUAUAAUAUCAUAGACCUAUAUAUAUCCUUAUUUGCAUCAAAUGUGUAAAACCCAGACAAUAAUAGUUUAAAUCGUCAUGUGACAAUAACCGCAUUACCCUGUGACUGAACAUAUGACAGUGACCAAUACCUAUGUGUUAAACUGUCGGAUGUUCUACUAUCAUCCUACUAAAAAAGGAUUUGUAGGUUUUUGCUAACAGCUUACUCAGCUCCUUCCUUUAGCAGCCUUUUGCAAGAGUUUGUCUGAUCCUAUUGCCUUUUACAUGGCCAGUCCUCUCGACCAUUGCUAUCUGCAUCAAUAGCAUAUGUUACUGCCCGCUUUCCUUUCAGUUUUAGAAACUGUUAUUGCAUAGUUGGGAAUACAUAACAAAAUUGAGCUUUUUCCUUAUUAUUUUAUCGCCUUAUCUUGAGAUGUUAUCUUGAUGAUUUUGGGGCUUUAGUGUCUCCGCAGCCCGGUCCUCGACCAGGCCUCCACCCCCAGGAAGCAGCCCGUGACAGCUGACUAACUCCCAGAUAUCUAUUUACUGCUAGAUAACAGGGGCAUCAGGGUGAAAGAAACUCAGGAUCACGCCUCCAGUGUUCUGUCCGCUCAGCCACCGGCUCCUUACACAGUGUUCUUGUUUGGGAUACAGACCUGUUGCUCAAAGCCUCUAGGCUGUCUUUUUCUUUUAUAUUGGAACAGCAUUUACUAUCUUCCUGACAUCUGGUAUCUCCCAUGUAACCUAUUUUCUCCUCUACCACAUUCCAUAACAUGGCAUUUAUUCACAUUGAAUUCCAUCUCCCAUGUGUUGCUCCAUUCACAUAUUUUGUCAAGGUCAUCUUGAAGAGCAUGAUGGUCAUUUAAGUCUUAUUUUCACUAGUAGCUUAGCAUCAUCGGCAAACACAUUAUCAUCAUUUUGUACACCCCUUUGGUUGAUUGUUUAUACUGUAUAUACAUUGAACACUACUAGUGCUAGUAUUGAACCUUGUGGCACUUGGACUGGAUGGUAGAGCGACGGUCUUGCUUCUUUCAGGUCAGUAUUCAGUCCCCCUGACUGUCCAAAUAGUUGGGCACCAUUACUAUCCUCUGCCCAAGCCUAAACCCUUAUCCUUUCCAAGUGCUGUGCUAUAUAGCACAGCACGUGGAAAGUAAGUAAGCACUAAGCACAAUGGCUUAGUGCUUUCUCCUGAUAAUUACCUUUCCUUACCUCUACUAGUAACAUUUCUCCAAUACAUUGCCUCUAAUUAUCACCCUCAUUUUUCUGUCAGUGUGUGCAUAAUUACCAAGUAUGGCUAUGGAUAAGAGCUAAUCUUGUGAGAUUUCAUCUUCUCUAUAGUCCUUUUCCAUACUGUAUAUAGUUUUCAAAUUUCUAUUUGUGCUUGCACACACAAACCUAUCAUUCAGUUUAUUCCAUCCUUUUGUGUUUGUGAAAGAAUUCCCAAAUGUUUGUCUUGGCCUCUGUUUUUGUCAUUUGAACGUGUGUAAUUUUUCUUUGAUGUUGAGGGUUUAAAUAACUGCUAAUUUAUUACAUUAAUACUCCUUGUGGCUAUUAUUUUCUUCGGUCUCGGAGCUAUUUAUUAGCAUGUUUUGUAUCUUUAUUUUAUUUGUGUUUUUUGAGGUAUGAACACCAUGCUUCAGUUGUAUUUUCUAGCUUAGAUCUCACAAUUAUCAUAAACAAUGUUUUUGAAGGUAAUUCUGAAUUUGUGUAUGAGUGAAGAUUGUGGCUUGUUGCAACAAGUAACCAUGGUAUACCUUGUUGUGGACAGGGAGCCUGUUAUGGUUAUUGACUUCUCCCUAAGCAGGGGGUGAGGCUUUCUGCAUGGUCACCCAUCCAGGUUGAAUGGGUGACCAUGCCUAAGUAUCGCACAACAUAGGAUGCUUAACUGCUCAAAGCACACAUCACUACAGUACCGUGGCAUUGAUUAUGCAGGUUUUACUAGAACACGAUUCCAGUUGGAUCACAUGUGAUGCCAUAAAGGAGAAAGUAGAAGGUAGUGAAAAAGAUACAAGAGAAGUUCACAAGCAAAGUAGAGAAGGAAACACUAAAAAAUAUGAGUGUAUUUAAGUGACUGCAGCAGAUCAUUAAAUACAAGUGUAAAUAGGGUAUUGUACUAGAUAAAGGAGACUAAUGUUAAAAAUGUCAACAUUUGUGUUACUUUUAGUUGAAGCACUACUGUAAAUAAUUAAAGUUUAUAUACUGCAUUACAAGUAUUCCCUAUCAAUGUCUUCCAUGUUUCACCUAUUUUUACACUUCUCAUUUUUCAACAGGGCAUAAGAGAGAGUAAUGCUAGCCUGUUUUUCUGGAAGGAUCCUCUUUGAGGCCCUGUGAGCUUAACUCUUGUACCACCAAGCAAUAACCCAACACCGAGGAUUACACUGUAACCCGCCUCUGAGACCCAUCCACCAGGGCUCGUUGCUUUGAUUGUUUUUGUAUGCUUUAUGAUUGUGUUCUUACCACCCACAAUACAUGUGCCGUAGCAUUCUACUUUGUUCCAACUGUGGCCUGGGUUGCUUCUCCUGGAGUUGGCUUGUAUUUCUCUAUACCUCGCCAUAGAUGGUGGGCUGCCUCCUUUAUGAGUUAACUCUUCUUGAGUUGCCUCAUUUUUGGCCAUUACUUGAGGUUUGUUCUUCCCUGCUGGGUCUGUUGAUGGCAGUCAUUUUUAUAUAUAAAAAUUGAGAGAGAGGGGGAAAGAAAUUGUCUUAUGUUCUAGUGCAUAUUAAAGACCCUACUGCCAUGGUUAUGAGCCUUACACUUUAGCCGAGUGGCAGAUGAGCGGUAAAUGUGCCUCUUGGGAUCCCUGCUCUCUGCAUACCUACAUGUUUGUGUGAUGGUUUGAAGUCAGUCUUUUCAUCCCUCUGUGGGGUAUAGUGUCUGGUGUGUGUGUAUUCGGCUGGGUCAUUUUGGCUUCUCUAUCCUGCUUGGUCAGGAAUGGUGUACAGCUUCCCCUCAGACUGUAGACACUGUGUAAGCCAAACUUUACAAUGUUGAAUUUUGCAGCCUGUCUAAACUGGGUGGUGAGGAUGCUGGCUUCCUGCAGGUCACCUGAGCUGCCAUCUGAUGGCAGUCAGGCACAUCAAAGUCAGGGUGUUUACCCCACAGCAAUGACUUUGUCUUGUUUACCUAGGAGUGAUUAAUUUUCCUCACAGUCGCCUGUUUACUUGUGCCUAUGCACUCUAGUGGGUUUUCCAGUGUGGUUGGUCUCGUAUCCCAUGCUUUUCUCAUCUUGCCUUGUAAAGUGAGCCAAAUUCUGGUCCUGAUUCCUGGUAGGCCAUGAAUGGGUCUCGGAGGCUUGUUGUUUUGGGUCGAGGUUUGCUGGUACCAGCGUUAAGUUUUGGAAGUUACUGGAGGUCCAUCAGGAAAGGGUAUUUCAUUACACUCAUCAAUGAUCUGUAUUAAAAACAGCUGACAGUAUGCUAACACUGUCAGAUGUUAGCAAACAGUUACAGUUAGCAUUAGUUAGAUGUAAGAUGACGUUCAUUGACAUAAUUUUUUUAAUUACAGUAAUGAGAAAAUUCAACAAAUUAGAUCUAAUAAUUUUUAUAAUUUUUUUUGACUAUGUUCUUGUACCCCAGUUUCUUCACUGAACAUAAAUGGAAAUGUCCUUCAGUCAUCCUUUUACAUUUCUCAUCAUUGUAUUAAUUUAUAUACACUUCCACUCUGAUCUUCAUAUAAACUUGAUUUUUUUCUACUUGCCUCAUUUCCUUGUAUCUACUGUUGAAAUGAUAUAACUUUAGUGACUACUUGAAGGUAAAUGUCAGAUCAGUGGUAGAAUGCCGGUUACUUCAUGUAAAUAAUUAAUUUUCUUAGAAAAUAAUGAUUAUUUAUGAUUAAGUUCAGAACUACUGUUGUACAGUUGGAGUUCCUGUAAAUUGAAUGUAAUAAAAUUUGUCAUAAAUAUAAAAGUAUAAAAUUAAAA